UUUGCUUCACAACUUCAGGAAGGUCGAAAGAGGUUCUUGCUUCAACAGUGUUUGAACGGAACUUUGAGCUCGUCGAAAUUUCACGUUUUGUACGUUUUUGUUUGUAGAACCCGCCGAAAUGGAGACUUCCCAGAUCCGCCAGAACUACGACCGCGACUGCGAGGCUUUGAUCAACAAGGUGCUCAACUUGGAGCUUUACGCUGGAUACACCUACACCUCCAUGGCUCACUACUUCAAACGGGAUGAUGUUGCCCUUCCUGGUUUUGCCAAGUUCUUCAAGAAGAACAGCGAGGAGGAGCGUGAGCAUGCUGAGAAGUUCAUGGAGUUCCAGAACAAGAGGGGGGGACGCAUCCUGCUUCAGGACAUCAAGAAACCUGAUCGUGAUGUGUGGGACAAUGGACUGACUGCUAUGCAAAGCGCUCUUCAGGUGGAGAAGAACGUCAACCAGGCUCUGCUGGAUCUCCAUAAGGUCGCCUCUCAAAAGGGAGACCCCCAUCUGUGUGACUUCCUGGAGACUCACUACUUGGAUGAGCAGGUUGAGGCCAUCAAGAAGAUUGGUGACCAUAUCACCAACCUUACCAAGAUGGAUGCUGGCAACAACAGGAUGGCGGAGUACCUGUUUGACAAGCACACCCUGGAUGGAGACAGCAGCUAAAUGCAGCCCCUGGGAUCAUUUGCAUGCUCCAAAAUGUCUCUGUAAUUUAAAUUGGGUUUAAGAGCACAUUGUUUUCCUCACACAGCUUAUGCAGAACUGUACAUUUUUAAAUGGCUGAAAGGUAUAAAUCAAGUAAGUUGAUCAUUUGACUUACCAAGCCAUUGCUUUCCUGUUAAGUGCACAUUGGUCUUAACCUGGUGAAUUUGAAUAAACCUUUUGGACUGGAUUGACGUGUGUGGUUUUUCAAAAUUG
Molecule: messenger RNA, 907 nt
Organism: Onychostoma macrolepis
Lineage: Eukaryota; Metazoa; Chordata; Actinopteri; Cypriniformes; Cyprinidae
Product: ferritin, middle subunit-like
Exons: 4
Coding region: 119-655 (178 amino acids)
Biological process (GO): iron ion transport; intracellular iron ion homeostasis
Cellular component (GO): cytoplasm
Molecular function (GO): ferrous iron binding; ferric iron binding
Source: RefSeq, a predicted model, not a curated record